Molecule: messenger RNA, 2272 nt
Organism: Anneissia japonica
Lineage: Eukaryota; Metazoa; Echinodermata; Crinoidea; Comatulida; Comatulidae
Product: kinesin-II 95 kDa subunit-like
Exons: 17
Coding region: 126-1928 (600 amino acids)
Biological process (GO): microtubule-based movement; mitotic spindle organization
Molecular function (GO): microtubule binding; microtubule motor activity; ATP binding
Source: RefSeq, a predicted model, not a curated record
UUAUCGUGACGUCAUAGUUGCCAAGUUUACUGUAAACUCUAAGCUGAGAGACUGACGGACUUCAGUCUGAUUUCUCGAAAUAUCGAAGAUUUUAAGUUGCCCUUGUGUUGUAUCAGGCAAUUACCAUGUCUAAAACCAUUGGAGUGAAAGUUGUUGCAAGAUGUCGGCCAUUUACAGAUACCGAACAGGGAAAAGGAGCAAAACGAAUCAUCAAAAUGAGCGGAGAUAAAACAACUGUUCAAAAUCCACACGGAGAAGGCUCUGGGCAGGAACACACAUUUGCAUUGUCAUCUAGUUAUUUUUGGGAUGCCAGAUCAAUUCAGAUAUACAAGGAAGAAUGUGAACCUAUGUUAAAGGAUGCCCUCGUGGGAUAUAACGUGACUAUUAUUGCCUCUGGUCAGAGCGGUAGUGGCAAGACUCAUCUUAUGUCGGGUACAGAAGAUGAUCCUGGGAUUGUGCCCAUGAUGAUAAGAAGUCUUUUCAAGCAUUUGGAUUCUGAUUCUAAAAAGGAAUUCUUUGUGACAGCAUCAUUUCUUGAGAUUAUGGAUGAAAACAUUACUGACCUACUAAAUCCGCACAGCAAUGAGAUGAAGAUAAGACAACACCCACAAGUUGGCAUCUUUGUUGACGGCCUCUCUGAGAUUGUAGCUGUAAGUAGUGAGGAGCUAUCUGAACUGUACAACCAAGGAAACAAGGCAAGAAAGAUGGGUACAUCCGAUAUAAGGGCUCAUCGACAAAGAGCUCAUGGAUUCUUUACUAUCACUGUUGAACAACGAGAUGAGAACAGCAGCUCUCAUGGUUUAAGGUCCAAGAUUCUGUUUGUUGAUCUAGCUGGUUCUGAAGGUGUACAGAAUAAAGACAUAAGCCUAAAUGCUUUGAAUGCUGUUGUAAACUCGCUUGGAGAUCCACGUAAGAAGGGUGGUCAUGUUCCGUACAGAGACUCCAAGAUGACCAGGCUUCUGCAGGACUCGCUUGGCGGCAAUGCAAAGACGUUGAUAUUUGCUGCUGUUUCACCUGCGGACUCCAGCUAUAAUGAAAUGGUAUCAACUCUUAAAAUGGCUCAGACUUGUCACAACAUCACCAACAACGUCAAGAAAAAUGCUGAUGACAGUUCACGAAUGUUAAAUGAGCUUCGAGAUGAAAUCUCCCGCUUAAGGGAGAAAUUAGCCACCAGUAACUUGAAUGAUGCCACUAGCAAGGAAGAUGUGAUUAGAAUGCAGGAUCUAAUCAAAGACCUCCAGAUAGCUAAAAAGCAAACUUGGGAAGAAAAAGAGAGAUUGUCUGUUCAGUAUGAAGAAGACAGAAAAGUAAAUCUGGCAAACAAGGAGCUCAGGGCACAAAACAGAGAUCUUCAAUCAAAUCCAAAAAUGAGAGCAAUGGUAAUGGAAGAAGAACGAAAAAGACUGGAAAUCGAAAACGCUGCUCUCUUGAAGGAAGAACUGGAAAGAAUGAAACUGGAAGUAGACCAACAGAGAGCAGAAAUACAGAUGAAAGUGGCACAGGGUAAGACAUACACGACGGAGGAAGCAAUGAAACUUGAAAUAGAGCUGAUGAAGGAGAGAGAGGAGAGGAGCGUUGUGGCUAGGCAGCUUGAAGGGCUGGACUUGGAGAAGAGUGUCAUACAACAGGAGCUUGACGAGGCUUAUCAGAAGCACUCAGAGGAGCUGGAAAUCCAACAACUACAGCAUUUCCAAACAUUCCGCAAUUAUCGUGAGGUUUUUGAAGAACAGAAAGCGGCUUUGGAACAGCGCUUCCGUGGGCUCCUGGAGGAUGCGAUUCAAGAUGCUGUAUUUCUUUCCACUCGCAACGCAGAACUUGUGCAGGAGAAUCAGGCUCUUCAACAAGAAAUUGCGGAGUACAAAGACAAGCUGUCAAUCAAAGGUGGUGGAGCUGGAAGUCGACCAAACUCAAGUGUGACAAGGAAUUAAAUAUUUUUAUAACAAAUCUAUGUAUUCACCAUGGAAACAAAAUACAGUACCAACAUUAUAUGCUCUAAUGUGCAUAAGGCCCAGUUGGUCAUGUGAAUCAGAAUCAUUUUCUUAGAUGGGAAGGGUUAUAACUUAAUUUCAUAUGAUUUAUUUGUUCCAGUACCUGUAUAAAUGAUAUUAGAUUUGAAAGCGAGACAGGGACAAUCAAGCCAACAAAAUUGUCAAAAAAGGUGAAGAUACCAAUUCUUGUAUAAAAGAACUGAGAUCAAAUUAAUGUUUGGACCAUUUAAAGGCUUAGCAGGCUACAGAGGGAUAGUGUCAGACGUAUAGACCAAGCUAAUUAU